GCUGUCAUUCUGUGUUCAACAUUUUACUUUUAAUAAGUGAUCUCUGAAUAAAUUUAUUUGUUUAUUUUAUUCAUUAAAUAUUUUUUUGUUUUUACUUUAACUAAUAGCAAAGAGUAAAUUAAUUUAAAGUGUAAUAAUAGUCAGUGUACAUUCAUUAAUCAAUUCAAUUAUCGUUUAUAAUUUUGAACAAAAUCAUUCCUCAACCUCUCAUUUAUUUAAAAAUUCGUAUGUAGUGUGUUUAGAGAAUAAUAAUGAGUGAUGCUAAGAAAAGAGUUAAAAGCAAUACCAAAACUGAAAACAAAACAAACAAUGAUGAGAAAACAUCCGCAAAAAGACCCUCCGUAAAUAAAGGUUUACCAUUACGAGUUAUGUCGAGGAUAGUGGUAAUUAUAUCUCUGCUGAUAAUAGUUUACUAUUCCUCCAAAGAUACCUUUCGAACAUUUGCAAAACAAUCAGACCUUCUACCAGGGAUAGGUCAAGUUGUGGAAUGCUCCAUGGACUAUAUAAAGGAGCUACACAAGUUUGAAGGUUGUGCUCCUAGGGACUGCAAGAGAUUUGUCACAGAUAAAGUGGUUUCUGUCAGAGAAGUAGAGGAAUUGUUGAGAAUAGCUACUAAAGGUUUGAAGUAUGGUGGUUCAUUUGGUGGCGCUUCUAUAUUGGAUCUGCAUAGUGGUGCCAUGUCAAAGGGUCAGCAUUUCAUAAAUAUAUAUGAAGCUGCAGAUUUGAAAAACUUGUUUACACAAGAAGACUUUAAUGUUAUCAGAAUUGUAAGAGAUAAAAUAAAAUACAGUAUUGCUCAUCAUUUUGGUGUUCAACCUGAUAAAAUAUAUUCAACUCACCCAACAUUUUUCUCAGAAAUUAGUGAUAAGAAGGCUUUUACAGAACAUGAUGAAUACUGGCAUGCACAUGUAGACAAAGUAACUUACAAGUCAUUCCAUUACACAACAUUGCUUUAUUUGUCAGAUUAUGGUAUAGACUUCAAAGGUGGUAGGUUUGUAUUUAUAGAUGAGAAGAUAAACAGUACUGUUGAGCCACGAAAAGCAAGGUUAAGCAUGUUCACUAGUGGUGCGGAAAAUACUCAUUAUGUUGAAAAAGUCACUUCUGGAGUGAGAUAUGCCAUGACUAUUCCAUUUACAUGUGAUAAGAAAUAUGCUAUAGAAGAUCCUAGUAUUAAUAAAUAUAAUAAAAUACAUUCCAAUUAAAAUAUUUUAUCUUGUUUAAUCAA
This is a messenger RNA of Bicyclus anynana (squinting bush brown), 1225 nucleotides long. RefSeq names its product 2-oxoglutarate and iron-dependent oxygenase domain-containing protein 3. The transcript has 4 exons. Gene Ontology annotation, cellular component: membrane. Lineage: Eukaryota; Metazoa; Arthropoda; Insecta; Lepidoptera; Nymphalidae. Bases 252 to 1202 code for a protein of 316 amino acids. The record is from RefSeq and is a predicted model, not a curated record. Gene Ontology annotation, molecular function: iron ion binding; oxidoreductase activity, acting on paired donors, with incorporation or reduction of molecular oxygen; L-ascorbic acid binding.